UCAUGGGGCCCCCGGCAAUAGGGGAUCAUGGGGCCCCUGUGUCCUUGCCCAAACUCAAAAAAACCUAUGAAAAAGGUACCAGGGGCAUCUCAUGGGGCCCCCCCUACUGACCUCGGGCAGUGCCCGAGUUUCCAAAUGGUCAGUCCGCCCCUGGGCAGACUCCGUCUUGAUCAGCAAACACAGACAUAGCCCACUCUGCUCUAUGGGCUGCCGGGUGUAAACGGACUCUGCUGUCCAUUUACACCCAACUAUCCUCCAAUCUGAUCUGCUUAAACAGAAGAGGACAGAUUCCCUUCCAUUUUCAAUAGUGAC
Molecule: messenger RNA, 312 nt
Organism: Staurois parvus
Lineage: Eukaryota; Metazoa; Chordata; Amphibia; Anura; Ranidae
Source: the annotation of a GenBank genome assembly